Molecule: messenger RNA, 7483 nt
Organism: Austrofundulus limnaeus
Lineage: Eukaryota; Metazoa; Chordata; Actinopteri; Cyprinodontiformes; Rivulidae
Product: absent in melanoma 1 protein
Exons: 23
Coding region: 143-7129 (2328 amino acids)
Source: RefSeq, a predicted model, not a curated record
GAGCCGAGAGGAGCAGAGGCAACAAGUGAUCAUGCAUUUUAGAGAAGACCUUAACCAGGACUGUUUCACUGCUGUUUGCUUUUAAAGAGAGGAGAGAAAAGUUCCCUUCAAUUAAGGGAGUUUUUGUUCUAAAGCAAAAAUCAUGUUCACAACCUACAUAAAGAGUCUGAAUGAUUUGGUAUUUUCUACGUCUGAGAGCCUCGAAGAGCAGCCGAGUACUGGAGUCUUGGGCCGGAUCGGCAGUUGGUUCUCUCCAUGGAAAGGAAGGUCUCCCAGUGAAAAUGGGUCCUCACCUGGUGAUUGGACUAAGACAGGAGGGGAUGGUGAGGAUUUUGUGAGAACCCACGCGGGGGAAGAACACUGUUGGGACGGGAACACUGGUCCGCUCUUCAAAAGCAUUUGUGAAAACGAGGACGCCGCGCAGUCUGCCCACAGAGACGGCAACACUGAGCCGGGAGGAGGAGGUCCAAGAGAGGAGGGGCCUGAGCCGUGGAGGAAGCUGAGAACGGGGCAGGGCGACGGGAGGGAGGAGACCAACAGCGGUGCAUCGUCGAGUGGAAGUCCUCAGAGGAAUGUCAGUCAUCUGAGACAUCUGCCUGCUUCGUCUAAACAGGGAGUGGCGCGGGACUUUGACCAGGCCCACACCCUGACUCACAGACAGGAACAGACAGGCCGGAGGCUCCAUGUGUACCUGGAGGAGACCAGUGUGAACCUGAGUGACCUAGACAACUGCCCCGAAAAGGAAGUUGUCCGCACGACAGUCAAAAAAAGCUUAAAGGUUAUAGGCAGGGCAAAGUCAUCACCGGGUUUCGAUUUAUCCACCAGCAGUCUGACAAGUGCAGAGAAAAAUGUAAGACCUGCUGGUUCACAGAGUUAUUACAGUACUCUGGUGGGAGUGUCGCUAAAACCACACAAAGGCUCACAGUCUGAGCCUGAGCCUGAUAGAGAGCAAACAGAGGUAGACGACAUGGGCCGGAAAAACGCCAGCCGAAGGAGAAUCAGGAAGAACUCUCAGGGAGAUGGAGGGAAAAGUCCUGUGGAAAAAAGGCCGGAAAAUCCUCCGGCUGCAGACGUAUUCUCCCCAUCAGACGACUCAGCGGCCAGUCCACUGGGCCAGAGUUCAAACACUCACCUUAAAACAGCAUCUGCAGACUCCUCCUUCAAGCCCAACCCAACCUUACUGGUUUUACCUGAAGGGGGAGAAACUAAGAGUCCCUCCUCAGAUUUGGUCAAUGAGCUGGACGACAUCCAGAACUCAAUCUCAGUUGCUGGAGUCGCUCAGGCGGACGGUGCUGCAAACAUGGAAGGGGAUGACAGUUUUUACAAAGUGGAGAGGAAGACGGAGACGCCCGAGUCCAAACGCAGGAGCAUCAAGGUUUCCAGGAGUGAAGUGAAACUUUUUACAAAACAUGUUCCUUUUACUCCAAAGCUGACCCCAGCUGUAGAACACCAGGAUUUGGAUAGCACAACAAGAAAUGCUGCAGAUGGAGUGAAAAAUAGGCCCAAAACAGAGACUAAUAUGAGACUUGCCAGCCAAAAGAAGGUCGUCGAAGAGCCUAAAGCGGCCGUUCGCCGGAUUGCGGACAAAAUCAGCCUCUUUGAGCGAAAGCAGCGAGAUGUGGGUCCCGCUAAGACCAUCCAAACCCAGCGGAGCGCGGACACCUCUCCGGACAGAACAGUGGCGGGCAGGAUCAAAGCAGACUUCUUUUCCUCGGAGCAGAGAUCGAGAUCAGCCGAACGUCACGACGAGCCGAGGCCCGACCUCUUGUCACCGAACGGGGAGAAGCCGAUAACAAUCAAGGAGCGAGUGAAGAUAUUUUCAGAAGCGGGAAAGUCAGAAGAACCGACUCAGCAAAUACCACCACUGACAAAAAUACCUCCAAAGUCCUCCUUGUCUGUUGCAGUUUCAGGAUCAAAGUCAUCAGAACUGGAUGAUCAGGAUAAACUGGAUGAGAAAGAGCCAAAACUUAUAAAAAGAAUCCCAGAGAUAAGAUCCAAACCAGACGGACAGGGUAGUUCUGCUGUUGGGGGGCAGUUUUCCACGUCAGAGACACAACUAAUGGACUCUAAAACAAACGAAACAAAGGUCACACAACCAAACAUUACUGAACCCAAAGACCCGGCUGGUUUAACAGAUUUGACCAGCACCACCCCCCAACAACCCAAAGGCCCUAACAGAACAGGCUCCCGCUCUAAAAGAAGGAAAGGCAAAGAACCGGCCAGUCCCAAAAGCCCAAACGACCAAAAAGAUAAAACUAUUAAACAAAAUGAAGUGGAUAAUACAGACGAGAUGCCCUCUGCUUCCAAACCACUUCCAGAAACAAUCUCAUUAGCAUCUCCGACACUCUCUGCAUCAUCAGCUGCACAGCCUCCACAGGAGACAUUUAAAAAGGAUUCAGGGUCUGACAAACAUGUGUUGCGAGCUUCGGUUAAGACAAAAAUGACUGAUAAAAUGCAAAAUGAGCAGGAGGGAUCAACUGAAGCGCCUGUCAACAGAGAUGAACCUGAUACUGCAGCGAUUACCAGUGGAACAAAAGAUACUAUUGACCGGGAGGCUGAUACUGUACGCCAACAGGAGGGAAAAAUAGAGGAACACGGCCUCGUGUUUACACCGGAAAACAAAAAGGUUUUAAAGGGCAGCAGUGACAUUUCAGCCCCCUCCCUAAUAUUAACCUCCUCAUCUGAGCGGCAUCAUGAGAAGCCUCCUGCAGCAAAGCAGGAGUCCUCUGCUGGACGCCCCAAACUGGAUGACGACUCAUCAGUGCCGAUCGAAUCGAAGAGUAAACAAAGGGGAGAGGAAAAAACACAGCAGCUUCAAAGUCUGGACGCAGAGCUAAUACGUCGAACCGAGACUGAAGGUGUUACAAAAUUAAAACUGGUGGGCGGCAAGGAAACAACGCAAAUCAAAGAAAAAACACAGCUUUUAGAUAAAAGCGCCACAAAGGACGACACUUCACACGGAGGACCAAGUAGCCCGGGGGAAGAGAGCAGAGUCGAAGAAACCAAGCAAUUAGAAUCACCCUGUCAGCCGUCUGUUGCAAAGACUAGUGGAUCACCAGUCCUCCCUGUUCAAACACAGACUGCCACUGUGACGCCUGAAAGUCCUAUUUGUACCACCACCCAGACUAAUGAGGCUGUGAGGGGCACAGAGUGUGAUGAAGAGCCUAAGACAGCUACAGAUGUGCCUCCUCAGUCACGAGCACAACCCGCAGAAAGCUCUGGAACAGAAAGAGAGUCGGCGGUGAUGGCAGCUCGUGGACCUCCGUCUGUGGAAAAAACAGAGAGUUUGCCCGAUGACUCAUGUGCACAUGGAGCUAAUGAUGCUGGGUUCCUCAACUCCAAACCUCUUACUAAAGCUGCUGCACCAGAUGAGGGAGUGAGUGCAGAAGGCACUAAUGACACUCCAGUGCCCAUACCUGCCCAGACAGCCACGACACAGCCGGCUAAGAUGGAUUCAUUGACUGAAAAGCCUAAUAUUUCUGACAGGAAAUCAACAACACGGACAGAAUCUGAGGAGGGGGGUUUUCAGAAUGGUUCCAUUGUCAAAUCCACGCUCUCAGAGGGAGUAAACUUUAAAGAAAUGCAAAAACCAGCUCAUAGUCACACGUCAGCCGAGGGAUCAAAAAAUACAGAGAGCAGUAUUAAUAUCUCUUCAGUCAAAGAUAAAGAGAAAAUAACUCCGAGCCACUCUGAUACGAUCACAUCUCGCUCCACCAGGGAGGAAACAGACAGGGCAGCUGAGGAAAGACUCCCUCAGCCAGUGGCUCAACUUUCACCUGUUGCUGAUGGUGAUACCUCCCUGCGUUCACAGCCCCACACAGUCAAACAAGAAUCAACAAAUGACGAGACAAGCCCAACUCCCAAAGCUCCUGUUUUACCAGAGGCUAAUAAGCUGAUUCGUGGCUCAACGCACCGUUCAGCCAUGAAAAAGCUCACUUUGCCAAAAGAACUAAUGAAAGCUGAUUUCUCAAACCAGCACGAUUCCCCCUCCAGCUGGCUCGACGUAGACGUUCCCAAACGCAAACUUAAAGUCUCCGAGGCCAAGCUGACCUCYUCUGGAAGUGAGAGCAACCUCCUGGACACUUCCGGCGAGCUCGAUGACGACGAUUUCGUGGAACGAAUCAAGAAUCUCUGCGCGCCGUUCUCCCUCCCGCCGCGCAAGCACAACCACUUUCGACCGCCUCAGCCCGCCUUCGCGAUGCCCGCCAUCAGGGAGGACCGCUACGAGAAGCCGUUUGACCCCGACGAGUUCACGUUUGGCUUGAGAAAGAAGACGCAGCUCGCUUUGGACACGACUCCGAGCGUUCUGGUGAAGCUCCAGAGCACGGAGACRAAAGCUGGCCUCUUGCCUGCCAGGGUGAGCGUCGCUGACCGGAGCAUGCUGCUUGGUGGCUUUGACACGCUCACGCACCUCAAGGAAAAGAAUCCUAUCAAGGAUGGGGAGGAAGUAAAGGAAGAUGAUGAGAUAAAAGUGAAGUCUCGCUUGGAGAGGAGCUCUAUCCUCAGCAGCCUUGCCUCCUGUAGCUAUAGAGGGAAGAAGAAUGAAGCUCAGACACUGGCAGAGGGCUCAGAGAAUGUGUUGCCCAGCAAACCCCCACAACUCAGCCCUGUACUUUCACCCCAGCCGGCCCCACAGAUCCCUACAGCUGCAGCCACAGACACACCAGCAAAGCAGAGCGAAGAGGAAGCCCGGGCUGCAGAGACUGCGGUCAGUGACUCAGGUCCUCCACUUCCUUCUUUUAACGACAUCAAGCUGCCGGACUAUUUAGAGAAGUACCUCCCACCGGAUCCAGCAAAAGCGGMGCAGAGCGUUCGAGGACAGGACCAAGUCAGACCGGAGCUAACAGCAAAAAUGACCUGUUCAGCUACAAAAGCUAAAGCAGACGAAGCCUUGAAACGAAACUCUGCAGCUCCGCGUUUUCCUGGGAUUCCUCCAACCACACACGCUACACUUCCUGAGCACAAGCAGCCUUUGACUCAGCCAGACAACACAUUCAAAGAACAUAUAAGAACCGUCAAGGGAUUUCACAAGCGCCCUGGAAAGAUGGUGCUGUUUGAAAAAGCUCAGUUCAGUGGCCAAGCACAUGAGAUUUAUGGUGAUGUAGCAGACGCUUCGUCUCUGGAGCUCUCGCCUCUCAUAUCUGUAAAGGUUGUGAGAGGAUGCUGGUUGCUCUAUGAGAAGCCCGGCUUUCAGGGCCGCAUCAUCGCCUUGGAGGAAGGAGGCACCGAACUGGAAAACAUGUGGGCCGAUCCAGGACCGGAAACCGAACCGCCCAACGUUCCACCUAUGAUCAUCGGCUCCAUUCGGCUCGCUGUCCGGGAUUACAGCAUUCCCCACAUUGAUCUGUUUGCUGAACCGGAGGGCUGCGGCAGAGUGACACCUUACCAUGAUGACACCAUAGAGACAGGCWCAUUUGGCAUUCCACUCAAUACGGCUUCCAUCAAAGUGCACUCCGGGGUGUGGCUGCUGUUCAGUGACCCCGGGUUUGAAGGCAUGGUCGCUGUUCUAGAUAAAGGAGAAUAUCCCUUUCCUGAGGCUUGGGGCUUCGAUUCGCCCUUCGUGGGAUCUCUCAGACCACUAAAAAUGGGUGGAUUCAAAGUGGAGAAUCCCAAUGAAGUCAAGGCUGUUGUUUAUCAGAAACCUGGCUUCGAGGGCUCCUUUUUGGAACUCGACAGUGAUGUUUUUAGCUUCUGCGAGGCUGACGGUGGCAUCGCUGCUGACGGAGCGAGCCUCGAUGCAAAUAGACUAAAGUCUGUUGGAUCAUUAAAGAUUAUCGGAGGCUUCUGGGUGGGUUACAGCCAGCCUGGGUUCGAGGGUCAGCAGCACAUCCUGGAGGAAGGGGAUUACCUGGACUGCAGCGACUGGGGAGGCGCCGAGCUUCUGUCACUGCGACCGAUUUUAUCUGAUUUCUUGACUCCACACCUGAAAAUGUUCACCGACAAGAAUUUUGGCAAGCUGGGCGUGAACAUCGACCUCACGGUGCCCRUUAUCAACAUGGACAACACCGGCUACGGCAUGAAGACACAGUCUAUUGAUGUCCUCGGUGGUGUCUGGGUUGUGUUUGAGGAGCCAGACUUCUGCGGAGAGACUUACGUCCUGGAAAAGGGUCUGUAUGGAAGCCCAGAGGACUGGGGCGCACUGCAGCACAGAGUGGGUUCAGCCAUGCCCGUCCUGCUGGAUGAUUUCGAGCACACAUCCAAGUUUAAGGUGCAGCUUUUCUCUGAUCCGGACUUUCAGGGCUCUGUCCUCGACUUGGAGGACAGCGCACCGUCCCUGCAGGACAGUUUCUCUGUGGCCUCCUGCAAAGUUCUGGCUGGCAGCUGGCAGGCGUUUGAAGGCCAGGACUUCACAGGGAAGAUGUACGUGUUGGAGGAAGGGAGCUACCCAGACCUGAGAGCGAUGGGCUGCAUCAGCGGCAGCUCGUCCAUUCUUUCGCUGCAGACUGUUGGAUUUGAGUUUUCUCUGCCGUCGAUCACUUUGUUCGAGCGCUGCGGUCUGCGGGGGAAGAAGGUGCUUCUCACCGACGCAUCGGUCAACCUUCAGCUGGCUGGAGGCUGCGGCCGCGUUCAGUCGGUGCUGGUGGAGGGAGGCAUGUGGAUCUUAUAUGAGGGGAUCAACUACAGAGGGGCUCAGAUUUUGCUGAGACCUGGUGAGGUUCCUGACUGGCGCAGGUUCAGCAGCUGGCAGAAAAUCGGGUCCCUCCGCCCUCUCUUACAGAAGCAAGUGCAUUUCCGUUUAAGGAACAGGCAGACGGGCUUAAUGAUGUCAGUGACUGGUGAUUUAGACGAAGUCAAAAUGCUGCGGAUACAAGAAACUGAGGAGACGGAGGGCUUGGAGCAAAUAUGGUUUUACCAGAAUGGACAAAUGCACUGCAAGCUGUUAGAGGAGUGCUGCCUGUGUCCCAGCGGCAGCGUCACGAUCGCAGGAAGCCGAAUGGGUCUCACACCGGAGCUCGACAACCAGACCCACCUCUGGAGCGUCACCUCUAAGGGCUUCAUUUGCUACACUCCCAUCCCUGACCUGGUCCUGGACGUCAAAGGCGGCCUUAAUUACGACAAAAACCAAGUGAUUCUAAACACACUUGAUCCAAAUAAACUGCAGCAAAGAUGGGAUGUGGAGAUUAUCUGAACGGCUGAGAGGAUUUUUUUUUUUCUGGGUCCAACUCUGGAUUUUUGUGUCCAAAGAGGAAGCAGCAGAACUGAACAAAGGCUAAAAAGGUCACAAUUCAUGAGAAAGUACUCGCUAUACAAGACGUGGGCUCUGAACUUGAAAUGCUUAUAUUUUACACCUGCAGUAAUAUUUCUUCAGAUUUUUAUUGUGUGUUUUGUUUGUCUCUUCCUGAUAAGUUAAACAGUGUUACGCUUGUAUCCCUUGUAAUGCCAUGUUUGAAAUACAGCAAAGAAAAAGCAUUAAAUGUGCCUGUUUAUAAUUCAAACAAAAAAAAAAACAGCUGCCCUAAUAAAUAAAACUAUUUUGUCAAUA